AUGUCGCGCAGCUUCCUCGUCGACUCGCUCAUCGGCAACAGCUCGCCGCCGAGCUACCCGCUGCCCUACUACGCCGCGGCCGGCGGCCAGCUGCCCAACUACAUGUUCAACUUCUUCAACCUCGGCAUCAACGCCUACCAGCAGCAGCAGCAGCAGCAGCAGCAGCAGCAGCAGCAGCAGCAGCAGCAGCUGGCCAGACCGCUGCCGAGGCAGGCCCCAGCCAGGUUGCCGCUGCCGCCGCCCGGGCCCGGACCGGCCUCGCCCCCACCUCCGCCACUAAACUGCCGCGUUCGCAUUGCAGAUACGUCGGUGCGCGGGCCCGAGUCGCCGACGCAGCACAGCGGCUCGCCGACGCCGCCGCCGCGCUCGCCCCAUGACUCCGCGCUGGUGGGCCUCGGCGCCAGCUCCAAGCGCAUCCGCACGGCCUUCACCAGCACCCAGCUGCUCGAGCUCGAGCGCGAGUUCGCGGCCAACAUGUACUUGUCGCGGCUGCGUCGCAUCGAGAUCGCCCAGAACCUGCAGCUGUCCGAGAAGCAGGUCAAGAUCUGGUUCCAGAACCGCAGGGUCAAGCACAAGAAGGAGGACAGCCCCGCCGGCGGCGCGGCGGCCAGCAAGUGCUGCUGCCUGCGGACCUGCGGCAAGAAGAGCAAGGCCUGCGCCGAGUCCAAGCCCGAGGACGAGCGGGACAGCGACCAGGACAGCCGGCCCGAGGCGCGCCAGGUCUGCGCCGACCAAGCGCACGACCUGUCCGCGGCGGCCUGCCUCAAGCGCAAGCCCGACGACGACUGGCGCCGGCAAACGAGCGAGCUCGACGACAAGUCCGCCAGGCCGGCGCCCCUCACCGCCAUCAGGAGGCUCACCUGCACCAAGUACACCGUCGAGCACAUCGUCAACUCCUGA
Messenger RNA from Phymastichus coffea, 900 nucleotides. Its product is annotated as GS homeobox 1-like. Gene Ontology annotation, molecular function: RNA polymerase II cis-regulatory region sequence-specific DNA binding; DNA-binding transcription factor activity, RNA polymerase II-specific. The coding region runs from base 1 to 900 and encodes 299 amino acids. The record is from RefSeq and is a predicted model, not a curated record. The transcript has 2 exons. NCBI's taxonomy places the organism in Eukaryota, Metazoa, Arthropoda, Insecta, Hymenoptera, Eulophidae. Gene Ontology annotation, cellular component: nucleus. Gene Ontology annotation, biological process: regulation of transcription by RNA polymerase II.